Staurois parvus is the source of this 960-nucleotide messenger RNA. Lineage: Eukaryota; Metazoa; Chordata; Amphibia; Anura; Ranidae. The record is from the annotation of a GenBank genome assembly.
AUGAACCAUUCCAGUGUGACAGAAUUCAUUCUCCUGGGAUUUUCACUAUCACAAGAUACGCACUUCUAUCUAUUUACUAUCUUUCUUGUCAUUUAUGUUUUAACCCUUAUGGCCAAUGUGAUGAUUAUCAUCCUAGUAUACAGAGAUCACCACCUUCAUAGUCCAAUGUAUAUUCUUCUUGCUAAUUUUUCAUUCCUUGAGAUCUGCUACACAGCAGUCACUGUGCCCAAAAUGCUUUCAGACCUCAUUGGAGGGAACACAUCCAUUUCAGUUGCUGGUUGCAUUACCCAGUACCAUUUCUUUUCUCUCUGUGCUGCAACUGAACAUUUUCUUCUGGUGACCAUGGCAUAUGACCGCUACGUAGCAAUUUGUCACCCUCUUCACUAUGGAGGCAUUAUGAGCAAUGCAUUUUGUAUGAAACUUAUUUUAUCUUGUUGGCUCAUUAGUGCCGUGUCUCUUACCAUCCCAGCUCUAUCGGUAUCAGAGCUUAUUUUCUGUGGGCCCAACAUAAUCGAUCAUUUCUUUUGUGAAUUUAACCCCUUGCUGAAGCUCUCCUGCACUGACACCUAUGCAGUUGAAAUAGAGACCUUCAUAUUUACAUCUUCAGUGACACUCUUUCCAUUUUUAUUUGUUAUUGGAACUUACAUUUGCAUUAUUAUUACUAUUCUGAAGAUCCCAUCAUCCACAGGUAGAUGGAAAACAUUCUCCACAUGCAGCUCCCACCUGGCUGCAGUGUGCACAUAUUAUGGAACACUUAUUAGUGUCUAUGUGAUACCCACACAUAACUUUUCAAACACAGUUAGUAAGACUUUAUCUCUUAUUUACACAGUUGUCACUCCCAUGUUCAACCCCAUAAUAUAUAGCUUGAGAAACAAAAAUUUUAAAACAGGUGUGCAAAAAUGUUUGAGAAAAUGUUUGAUAAGAAAAGAAAGGCAUCUCUUGAGCCACUUCAAACCUUAA